Messenger RNA from Caenorhabditis angaria, 820 nucleotides. The record is from the annotation of a GenBank genome assembly. NCBI's taxonomy places the organism in Eukaryota, Metazoa, Nematoda, Chromadorea, Rhabditida, Rhabditidae.
AUGAGUUAUAAUCAUCAUCAGACUUCCUAUAUUCCAUCGUAUAGUUCAAAUUCUGCGGCUCAAAAUACUGGUGCAGCAUAUAUGGCGAGACGUGGUUGGGAAGGUGUGGGUAAUGUGGAUAAUUCGUUGACGUUUUCGUCAAAGUCCAGGUGAGUUUUGAGAUUUUUUUAGUGCUCAAAAAGAUUCUUGAAAAUAGUUUUCAAAAUUCACAUUUUCAGUUCAAAACGCGUCUACAUCACAGCGUUUAUAAUGCUCUCACUGCUCCUUCUAACAGCAAUCAUCAUCAUAAUUUUAUUCGCCGUUGGUGUCAUUGGCCACCAAGACACCACAAUCAUCUCCCCGUCACCAUUGAAUCCGAAUCCGAAUCCGAAUCCAGCACCCAAUCAGAAUCCAAUUGUUCCUCAACAAGUUCUACAAACAAAUUCAACAUUUUCCGGAAGUUUUACUAUUUUACGGCAAGCCAGCGAGAUAUUUGAUUUGAAAAAUACAAAUACUUAUUUUAGCAGUUUGAAUUUGAUACAAAAUGCGGUGAGUGUCUAGACUUCUUCUAACAAUUCCAAAAUUUCCCAUAUUUUCUCAGAUCGAUAAUAUCAUGGUCUCCUCAACCCUUCAACCAUACGCCGCCAAAGCCACCAUCACCAAUCUGCAAAACGUCGGAAAUGAUCUAAACGUUCAAUUUCGAAUCGUCACCCAAACCAAUGGUGCAGAUCAAAACUUUAUCGCCAAUGUUUUGCGCUCAAAUAUUAAUCGCAUUGAAGGUCAACUUGGAGGAAAUGCCCAAAUCGAUCCAAACAGUGUUUCGGUUUUGAGAAUAACUUGA